AUGGCUCGUGGCUCCACCAAGCCCCGCGACCUUGACUUUUCGCAGGUGGGCACUAUGGGACGGCGGACUGGCCUCACCUUGAAAGAAGGGCGACGCGACGAGUAUGGAAUGGAGGAAGUGGACGGAUUAUUCUCGUCUCCUGAGAAAUCGCCCGCGAAAUUGAAUGGGUUCAACCACUCGAAUGAUGAUGAUGAUGAUGAUGAUGAUUCUGCCAGCUCUGAUAUGUCCAUUGAUGAGGGCAACGCGCCUGGUCCUCUAGACUAUCUCGGCAGCGCCAACCGCUCGCGAGGCAACUUUCUUCCCGCGCAGUCCCGAUCGCCUGCAAAGGCUGCUUCUCGGCGAUCCCCUGUUUUGCGAUCUACGCCAGAUGAAGGAGAUGACCUGCUCUCACCCAGCCCAUCUGAUGGCAAAGGCUGGCCUGCCACACGAGAAUCGCGCCAAGAUCCUUCGCCUUUAACUGCUCGUUCGGUUAAUGCAGGGUCAAAUAAGAAGAACGGCAGUGGGCAAAAGCAGAAAGUACCAGAGCCGAUUACUGUGUCCGAAUUUUCAGAUGGGGAAUAUGAUGAGAACGCAGACUCGUUUGGCCCAGCGCAGGACGAUUUCAGUGAUAGCUUGGAUGCUGGCAACGAAACUGUAAUGCCCGAUGAUGACAACGAGACUGCUGAUGCCACCGUGCAAGAUUUAAACACGGGUGACAACUACGACUCCCCAGAACCAGAAAAUUCGCAACCCGCCGGAAAACUCCCAUCGAAGACCAAGCAGACACAGAAGAAGGGAACAGCAGCGAAGAGCCCCCAGGCAUCUCAGCCUGCUGCCAAGCCAGCUAAGCCGCGAGGGCGACCUCCGAAAACCCAACGUCCAGCUGAUGAGGAGCCUUCUGACACGAGACAACCCAAGAAGCAAAAAACUUCAAAUAGCAAGUCUUCUCGACCCCCACGUGAACCUCUCGAGCCCGAGCUAGAACAAAUGGUCGAAAAUUAUGCUCAACGCACAGGUCCCUUGAAGGGCCGUAGUCUUUACAUCCUCAAGCGUGAGGAUCCUAGCGGUGCCGAAGCCACUCACACCCGCUCAGGGCGAGUUUCUGUCCGCCCUCUUGCAUAUUGGCGCAAUGAACGGUGUGUGUUUGGCGACGGCGAGGCCGCCGAGGGACAACGCUAUCCGCUUUCAACCAUCAAGGAAGUCAUUCGGACUGAGGAGCUCGAACCGGAAAAGCAAAAGAAAGGCAAGCGCAGUCGUAAUUCGAAGUCAAAGAAGCGGAAGGACGAGUCCUCCGACGAGGAAGAUGAGGAGGUCGAUCUCUGGGAGAAAGAAGGCGGGGUUCUUCAUGGAUACGUCCCUAAAUGGGAUCCGAAAACCCAGGCUAGCACCACGGAGGAGGAAGUUCUCGAUAUCGCAUACGCUCCAUCUGGUAUUGUAACCAGAGAAGUCAAGGACUCAACCUUCCGUUUCGCAAAACUUCUCAGUUCUUCUUUUAUUGGUUCUGGUGUGGUAGAGCUCCCUAAGGACGGCGUUAAGAAACCCAAAAACUCAAAAAAGAUGCACAUGGUAUUCUACGUCUGUCAUGGUCGUGUGCAAGUGGACAUUUCAGGAGUUCAGUUCAGUGCUGGUAAGGGCUCGGUCUUCCAAGUCCCGCGAGGCAAUUACUACAGUUUCGCGAACCCCUACCAGAAAGAAGCUCGUUUAUUCUUCACCCAGGGCUGUGUCCCGGCCGACAGUGAAGAAGCAUCGCCAUCACAAGGGCCUAAGACGGCUGGGCAGGAAAGUGAGUUUGAGGCUGACAGUGGAAAAUCUGCUGCUCCGGCAACUAAAACACGCGGCCGCCCGCCUAAAGGCAAACAAAAGGCGAAAUAA
This is a messenger RNA of Penicillium macrosclerotiorum, 1851 nucleotides long. Its product is annotated as Cupin domain protein. Gene Ontology annotation, cellular component: kinetochore. Gene Ontology annotation, biological process: kinetochore assembly; attachment of mitotic spindle microtubules to kinetochore; spindle attachment to meiosis I kinetochore. Gene Ontology annotation, molecular function: centromeric DNA binding. Lineage: Eukaryota; Fungi; Ascomycota; Eurotiomycetes; Eurotiales; Aspergillaceae. Bases 1 to 1851 code for a protein of 616 amino acids. The transcript has 4 exons. The record is from RefSeq and is a predicted model, not a curated record.